Drosophila virilis is the source of this 1454-nucleotide messenger RNA. RefSeq lists its product as uncharacterized. NCBI's taxonomy places the organism in Eukaryota, Metazoa, Arthropoda, Insecta, Diptera, Drosophilidae. The record is from RefSeq and is a predicted model, not a curated record.
GUUUAUCGGAUAACAUUAUCGGCUGCGCAUCAUAAUAAAGACUAAUUUACGCGAAUAUUGCAUUUAACGCAGAUUUAACUGCAGUAAACUACAAUUAAAUCAUGGAGGACGUUAAGAAGAAAAAAUACGCAAUUGUAUUUCGUUGCACCGUGCCGAAGUGCUCGUAUUCCAGCAAACGGCUGUACAACCUGCAGCGCCACGAGAAGACGCACGGCAAGGAGCACUGGCGCUCGAAGAGAUUUCCCUGUCCCUGCUGCGCCUAUGCGGCCGCCACGCGGGCUCAUCUGAAGCGGCACAUGGGCAACAAGCACCCGACGGAGGAUAUUUCCAACCAUGAUCUAACUGUGCUUGCCUACGAGGACUUUGAAACGCCGGCGGAAAAGCAAAUGAAGCCGUCGCCAACGGAACAAAUGAAAGAGCCAACGCAAGAGCCAAAGAACACCCCACAGUCACAACAGAAAGAGCCGCCGCUGGUUCUCGAGGGUCCGGUGACCGUGCUGCAACUGGUGACGCCCCUAAGCCCGCAGUCAAGGCCCCAGCCGGGCGAGGUUUACUGCAAUGUAACACUCGAGGGCGAAGCCUUUCGCCUGAUCCCAGUCGAAUUUUUGCCGGUGGAAGCGGCGACGCAAGAGCUCUAACACACCCGCACGCACACAGCAACAGCGAAAGCCACACGAUGAACCACCCAACCACUCAGCGGGUGUUGCCAACGAUCCUCUCAUUUAUCCGUAGUCAGGGGCUUCCGGCAUUUGUGUAGAUGCAUUUAGAAGAAUCCCGGAAGUAUCACAGUGCAGGGCAGCCAGGUUCAGUCUAUGGGUGAGAAAAGGUGUUGUAUUGCCGACAAAAUGCCAAGUACAGUGAAAGCUGCCUAGUAUGGACGCUUAGGGCAAAGUCUUGUUGAAAAUCUUUAACAACAUUUUAUUAUGUGUGCUAAGGAUAAGUCUACUCACGCUGAUAAAAGUUGCUAAGCAAAGUACCAGAAAAUUAGCUGCAAUUAAAAUAAUUUUAACCAAAAAAAAAAAAAUAUUAUAAUGAAUAUAGAUGAGUCUAAACUUGUUUUAAAAAAUCUUUUGCACGAAAAUAAUUUUUCUUCAAAUUGUUAAGGUGCUUUUUCACAAACCUAAAAUAUAAGAUAUUAGAUUUGAAUUGUAAAAAUUGGCCAAAUGUAGUUCAGGUGUGCACAAGGGAGUUUUCACUGUACUUGGUGUUCCUUCAAUCCAGUUGGGUUCGGGAAAAGCCUUCAAUUGUGGCAGAGUAUGGGUAAAUGGGUAAAGCAAUACUAAAGAGAAUCUAUUUUUUGAAGCGAAAGUGGCAUAGAAAAUAUUUUAAUAUUUAGAAUUAAAGCGAAAGAAAAUUAUUUUCCAUUUGCAAAGUGGCAAAUUCAAAGUUUUAUUCGACAACUGUUUGUAAAUAAAUAAUAAGUAAAACUCAGAAAACUGCUCGACAACAGUAAA